Molecule: messenger RNA, 1852 nt
Organism: Cheilinus undulatus (humphead wrasse)
Lineage: Eukaryota; Metazoa; Chordata; Actinopteri; Labriformes; Labridae
Gene: htatip2
Product: HIV-1 Tat interactive protein 2
Exons: 6
Coding region: 204-1034 (276 amino acids)
Biological process (GO): import into nucleus
Cellular component (GO): cytoplasm
Source: RefSeq, a predicted model, not a curated record
GCACGGUUUAUAUCAAUGUCUCGAAGAAUACAUAAAAAUAAUCUAUUAAAGCUGUGUCCCAAGAUUGUUCGUCUAUCAAGCUUAAUGUUGACAAGGACGACAAUUGAAGGCUGUUCGUCCCAGCCUAUCAGGAAGAGCACCGUCCAUUGAAGUAACCAGGAAGUGUCCCACCAAGGUAGUCGUUGCUACGAGUGACUCCUGUUAUGAAACGGCUGUGCACCACCCUUGGUAAAGCGACAGGCUUCCUUGCUGUCCUGAUUGUCGUCAUUGCUGUCGUUUUGGAGUAUUUCGACGAUCCAGAGCCGGUUAAAUACACCAGCAUGGCUGAGGACAUGAAGACUCUGGAGGAAAGCUUCAAACAGCAGAAUAAAAGCUGCUUUGUCCUUGGUGCCUCAGGGGAAACAGGAAAAGUACUGGUUCAAGAGCUGCUGGAGCGAAACAUCUUCUCCAAGAUCACUCUCAUCGGAAGGAGAAAGCUCGACUUUGAGGGCAAAGCAAAUGAAAACCUGGUACAAGAGGUGGUGGACUUUGAGAAGCUUGAUGAUUAUGCAGCUGCUUUCCAGGGCCAUGAUGUUGGCUACUGCUGCUUGGGGACAACCAGGGCUAAAGCUGGGGCUGACGGAUUUGUCCGUGUGGAUCAUGACUACGUUCUGAAAUCAGCAGAACUUGCAAAGGCAGGAGGCUGCUCACAGUUCCACCUCCAGUCCUCCAGAGGGGCUGACAAAAAGAGCAGCUUCCUCUACCUUAAAGUCAAGGGACAAGUGGAAGCAGAAAUAGAGGCACUAGAUUUUGACAGAUACGCUGUUUAUCGACCAGGCGUUUUGUUGGUUGACCGGCAGGAGAGUCGGCCCACAGAGUGGCUGGCCAGGAAGUUCCUCAGUGGCCUCACCUCUGUGUGCUCUACAUCCAUGGCCAUCCCGAUCGAAGUAGUGGCUAAAGCGAUGGUGUCCAACACUCUGCUUCAACCCGAACAGAAGGCGGAGAUCCUUGAGCACAAAGCCAUCGUUGCUGUAGGGAAGACUGCAGGGAAAUAAGAGAGAGAGCAGUGAAAAACAGUACCCAGUCACACCAAAAUUUCAUCCCAACUUAGGCUAGACCUGUACUGUACUCCUUCACACCAAGUCUAAUGAGUAACAGACGUCCAAAUAUUGAGAUAGUCCAUCAUUUUUGCAACUGUCAGAAAAUCAAAGGGUAUUUUUUAGAAGGGACACAUGUUUUUGGGGGUCUACCAGAGUCCUCAGGGAAGAAAGCUGUCAAAUUUGCUUGGUUUUCAUUCUGUGCUCAAGUUUUAUUUAUUUGGUUUUGAAAAGGACCGCCAUAUUUUCAUCAGGGAACUGUCACCACACUUUUUAAUAUUAGUCAAUAUUAGUCAUGCUUUAAAACAUUGCACCAAACUGCCUUAAAAUAAUACUUACCAAGUUUUGAAUGUUUAUAUUUUUCAUUUCAUAUCAUAAAUAUUAAACUCUGCUUGAUUGAGAAGAAUUAUUUUGUUAUAUUGUCAAUAUUAAUGUCAUCAUGUGUCCACAUGAGUUAUAGUUUAUCUGUGCAAUGUUUUCAACUACAUGUAAAACUAUAGACAAAAUGGUGCUAAGAGACUGCAUGUUGUGAGAAAUUCCUAGUUUUGUGAAGUUUAAAUUGCACUGUAUCUGCAGUAUAAAGAAACAAUGCCAGAAAUACAUUAGAAGAUAAAAGUGACUCUAAUGUAUUAGAUGUGUAAGAAAGAGCAUUUACAGAUAAAAAUGUUGAUGUAAUUUUUUGUCUACAUGUUUCCAAAGCUAAAUAUUAGACUUAGAAAUUGCUGUACCACUAAUUUGAUUUAAAACAUCUGGAUUAAAUACAAACUGGUAAUUUA